Molecule: messenger RNA, 7008 nt
Organism: Dunckerocampus dactyliophorus (ringed pipefish)
Lineage: Eukaryota; Metazoa; Chordata; Actinopteri; Syngnathiformes; Syngnathidae
Gene: tmem88bl
Product: transmembrane protein 88
Exons: 4
Coding region: 143-664 (173 amino acids)
Cellular component (GO): plasma membrane
Molecular function (GO): PDZ domain binding
Source: RefSeq, a predicted model, not a curated record
CUCUCUCUUCCCUCUCGCGCAGCGCCGCGUCUCUCAUCAACUGGCAGUGAGAGCAAGCUUGCCGCACGGGGAAGACUUGUGAGAGGAUAGAGUGGAUUUCGAAUAGACUUUCAGUGCUGAGUUUGCACUUCUGCCGCUCAGGAUGUGUGGCAUGGAUGUGGACCUGGACGAUGGAGGCUCUGGUGACGAGGACAAGGAGGAAGAGUUGUGGAUGGGUGAGCGAGUCAAGAUGCUGCCCCCUCCCGUGGCUCACAGUGGAGGUUCCGCCUGGGGCAGCCAGAGAGGAAGGUGUGGCUGCCUGGCAUGCGGGGCAGCUCUGGUCCUUUGGGACAUGAUGAUGGUCCUCGCUGGCGCUCUGCUCCUGGUUGUGGUUUUCUCUGUGGUGCUGCUGCCUGCUGUGCUGCCGCUCUAUGCUGGAUUCCUGUGCCAUUCCAGGAUUCUGAACGGCUCGUCAACCGUCUGCCGUUACCUAGACGACAACAGCAGCUCAGCCCUCAUCAUUCUCGGCUUUGUGAUGAUGUCGCCACUUGUGGUCGUGGCAGCGGCGGUCUUCUGCGGGCUGCUGCGAAGGUUUCGACUGCUGCUUUUCAUCCAGCCAAUCACCCGUGCACGGUAUCGGGGGCGGCUCAUGGACUGGGUGGGCGGCGUCCAUGCUUGGGUCUGAUUACAUGAAGAUGGCGAAUAUGAGACACCAUGUUGGGUCUAAGGUGGCUUUUUUUGACCUCAUAUAACAGGGGUGUCCAAAGUGUGGCCCGAGGAGCCAUUUGCAGCACAUGGCCAAUUUUUAUCAUUUUGAAAAUACAAUGAAACAAGAAAACUAACAAAAACAAAUGGGAAAAGACCAGUAAUUUUACGACAAUAAUGUAGAAAUAUUGGAAUAAAGUCAUAAUAUUAACAUAAAAAAUUGUAACAUCACAACAAAAACUUUUGCGAGUAUAACAUCGUAAUACUAUGGGAAAAAAAUGUAAUUUGCACAAUAAUUUUCGCAACAUUAGUAACAAAACCAAGUGGGGAAGAAGGACAAAGAAGCCAAAAUUGACCACUUCCACACUGAAUGAGUGGAGAACCUUCCUUUCACUCGUUUUCAGCCAUGGCAUGUGAGCUCGGCUCUGUCGCCAUGCAGUGUGAAAGUUAAUGUAAUCUAACGUCAUGUCUCAUAACAUGCCUACUGACCACAAUACUGCAUAUAACCUGUCUUUCAAUAUUUUUUUGACUAAUAAUAGGCCAAAGUCAACCAUGAAACAGCGAUCAUUUAUCAAGUCAUUAUUUAUUGAAAAAAUGCAAUAUAGUGAGGGAGUGAUAUUCGAACCACGAUAUAGCGAGGGAUUACUGUAAAGUGAAAAUAUUUCUGGGUUUCACGUGAUGUCACAUGCUGUUGUUUUCAGGCUUGCCUCAAAGAGAUUGGGGGCAAAUCAGUGUAUUCAUAACUAGAAGUCAUGUAAAAUUGCCGCAUACAAUGUGCAGCUGUCACGUGGAAAUUGUUCAAAUAAGUAUUUCGGAAAACACUAUUAAUAAGAUAGUCCAUCAUAAUGGGAAAACAAUUUAUAUUAAAAUCUAAGUUAUAUUUCAUUAUUGGAACUCGAAAAUGUGAAAUCCAGAAAUAAUUGCCUUAUAACAGAAAUCUAUAGAUUCGUCAUUUCCUCAUACCGCUUCAUCUAAAUGUCCCAACUGUAUAAGUGCCCAAUUGUUCAAUAAAUACCAUUAAAAAAUAUACAGUCCCUCACAAUAUUGCAGUUCGAUUAUCGCUCCCUCAAUAUAUUGUGUUUUUUCAGAAAUUAAUUAUUAAAUGUUUCCUAGUAGACUAUUGUCUAUUAUUAGUCAAAAGCAAGUGAUAUGUAGUAUUAUGGCAGCAGUAAUGUUACAUGGAUGAGACAUCCAUACAUUACAUUACACCUUGCAUUUGAUGUAGCCAGCCAUGGAUGCACAAUGGAAAAAGGUUCUCCUCCCAUUUCGUGUGUAAAUGGUAAGUUUUUGGCUUCUUACUUUGUCCUUCUCCACUCCGUUUGAAACACUUUCUUAAAGUUUAGAAGAAAUAAAGUCAAGGCUAACUGGUUAGCUCACUAGCGUGCUAGCUGCUAGAGUCCCUGUAGCAUAAUAGUUGUGCAAUCUGGUGUAAAUUCCACUGGAAGAAUGUCCAGCGAUAUUCCACGGAGAAGUGUGGUGCGGUCCAGGGCUCCUAGCAGCCUGGAAACAGUGCGUGAAAUCCGGCUGCAACUUGGCUAUAGAGCUCAGACUUUUGCCAAACAGUGCAGCGAAACGACAAAGGACACAUACAAGAAUGGAUUCAUGCAGACUUAUUUGGUGUAAGGACGCAAAUAGACAUGUUAGAAGCAUUGUUUUCAUUCUGUCUGACGCUGAAAAUAAGGUUUCAGUGCUUUUCCAUCGUCUUUUAUGUCUUCAUGCAUCACGCCAUGUACUAGGGAUGUCAAUCUCUGUGGUAGACGAUUCGAUAUGCAGUUAAAGAUACGAUUAAAAAACGGUAUAUUAAAACGAUAUAUUAAAAUGGAAAAACGAGCAUUGGAGAAAAAGUAACAAUACACCUAGUCACACCAUAACACAAAGCUGAGAUGCAGAGGCUGUAUUUUUGUUAGAUAUAUAAAACUUGUUAGCAUGUCUGCAUGGCAUAGUUUAUCAAAUGUCAAAUACCAAAGUGGCCGCGGGAUCCUUUGAUCUGACCGUAUGCAGCCCUCGCUGGGGAAAGUUUGGACACCCCUGUCAUAUACUGUCGACACUCACUGGCCACUGCAUCUUACAAAAUAGGAAGGUCCGUUUUGAGAGGUCGAGAGUUAAGAAUGUGAAAAUGCUAUCUACUUUUGUAGCCCCUGUAAAGGGGCCCUAUCCUAAAUGUACAACUUUUCAAACUCAUGUACAAUACGUAUAUAUUUCAAAUGUUGUUCCAUACAGUGGUGGGCGCUGCGUUUGGGACCUGGCCCGUCGGUGGGCCGGCAAGAAUUUUUUCAUAACUUAUCAUGUAGAACAGUUUUGCUCUGAUCAACCAGUCAGAAUUGGGGGCCUGCAAGCUGGCUUUGAGGCAAAUCAGAAAUCUGAAAACAAAAAAACAGCCCCAUUGCUACUGUGUAGGACCUCAUCAGGAUGUCUGGGAAUUUGAUUCUGAAGGCCCUGGGCAGAUUACAUUGAUAUGGCAACACAAACUUGGACAAAAAAAAGUAAGAUGCAUACUGGAAGCACGGCAGCCAAGAAACAUGCUACAAAAUGAAGAUAAUAGACUGUUGGGAAUAAAUUAAUAUAAAUUAAUUGAACAAAUUCUAAAGUUGAAGCUUGGAAUUUUGAUCAGUGUUUCUGGUAGUGGUUAGGCCAGCAGAGAAGGCUUUGCUGGCCCUAACUGCACACCACUGGUUCUACAUAACGUGGUGCCACAUCAUGGUUGGUGUGUUUUCAAAACGUUUAUGCCGCUUCUGAAACGGUGGCAACAGAGUAGGCGUGGUCGGUGGAGGAGGCUGCGGAAUCCAAGAGGAGAGGAAUGCAGAUUUACCCUGUACACAACUUGAGAUGUACCGUAUAUAGCGUUUUAUUAAAAGUGACUUAUUUCAAAACCUCAGAAACAAGCAGGAUAGGACCCCUUUAAGGCAUCAUGAUGCCUGGGAUGGAUUAUGUUUAUUUCCAUUACUUCCUAUGGGAAAAAUAGUACAACUGUACCUCAUGUAGCCUUAUUAGCAGUCAUGUCUUGUAGGCGGGAGGUUAUGAAACGUUGCAUUUAAGUGUGUCUAGAUAGCACCAUAAAAACGCCAUUAGAAAAACAGAAGAUGGCAAUAUGGCAGAGUCAUGGCUGUUGAAAGAGAGCCAGGCUUUUUGGGGGGGUUUGUUUUAGCUCAUUGUGCUGCCUUUUUGCCGCCGGGUCAUUUUGCCCAGCAUCCUCCUCCUUCUGUGUGCCUUUGCUUUGUAUUGGUGUCAUUGAGAAUGCCUUCAAAAACUUCACUUGAGUUGCGCAGACGUAUAUUUAUCAAUAUGUUGAAUUAAAUUUUAGCUGGGAAUGACACUAGAAGAGACAAGAGACAAUAAUUUGGGGGAAAAAGUAUGUUAGUUUUUGGAUUUUAACAUAAAGUUCCAUGUCCAAAUAAUCCCUUUCUAAAUACAUGUAAUGCAAACUAUCAAGUUUAACUACAAGAUCAGUAAUAUCAAUCACUCCUAAAAUGUAAAAAAACAAUACAAUUUUUCACAAAAAUCUCUUAACACAAGUCCUCUCUGUCUUUUGUCAUAUUGUUGUGUGAUUUCCAGUUAAAAAAUACUCACUUUACUAGUAAUAAGUCACUUUAACUCAAAAUUUGUCAGAGGUUUGAAUAAUACAGCGGCUUGACUGUACAUUAAGGCAGGGGUUCUCAACUGGUCUUACCCUGAGACCCACUUUUUUCUGUGGUCAUUAAGUCACAACCCACUUUUAUUGCAGUCAAAACAACCAGCUGUUUUUUAUGUCAUCUUUUUAAACAUAAAUACACAUAAUUACCCUUGCAACGUACAUUUCAGAGCACAUUAUUAAAGAAAGAAGGAGGAAGAUGGUAACUACAUGCAAAAAGGAAUAUAGUGGAACAUCGAUUAGAUUCCUCCAUGGUUAGCGCGUUUUUCCGUUAACGUUUGAAAUUUUUGCCAUAAUUUUGCCUCGGUUUGCGUGCAUUCUCCAGAAAGCUAAAAAUGGCAACACAAAGCACAUUUUUAUAACUUUACAUGCAUAAAAAAUGUAUAUACACAUAUAAAUGAGGAGUGAAAUGUUUAAGGUUACUUUUACCUUCACUGAAUACGUGACUUUUCCCAAAGACGCGACGGGGCAGCGACAUCAACCACCACCACCUUCCUGUUUUCACUCACAUCGAGAAUCCCGUCUUCAGUGAAGGUAAGCGUAACCUUAAAUGUUCUUUUAUCCCGUUCAUUAAAUAACACCCCUAUAGUCACCUUUACACUUGUGUUACCCAAUAUAGUAGACAUAAUAAUAGAAAAUAAGCCAUAUUAGUCAUAAAUAAAGACAAGAUAGACUCACACGGUAGGAUGGACUGCGUACUUCCUGGUGGCUAUUGUCUUAUCAAUGUAACGUUACGGACACUUAGAGGCCAGUGUAAGGAGAGAUGGUUAAUGAGAGACUCAUAAUGAACUUCAAUGGCUUUAUUAACAAGCAGAGAACGCACAGGAGCUGCUGUCGGCCACUCUCUAUACUGCUAACCUGCUGCUAGCACUCACUAACAGUAAACUCUAGCUAGCUGACGUCACACACAUCACUUCCCAAAACAGCAAUCAUUUGUUAAUUCAUUAAUUUUUGAAAAACCGCGAUAGAGUGAGGGACUUUAAUUGUAAAACUAUGAAAACGUGUUUUGUGUUAACAUUUUGGGCUUUCUGGAAUGGACUAAGUGGAUUCAUUUUUCAUGAGGAAAAACUGAUUCGGUUACCAUCCAUUUCAGUUCGAGUCGGAGCUCCUGGUAGAAAUGAAUGACGCUAACCAGGUUUCUACUGUACAUUAUUAAAAUGAGAUAUCAAAAUUUCACUAAUUUCACUCAGCUGUGCAUGACACCUUCCUCAAACCUGUUGAAGAAAAAAACCUGACCACGGAGUCAAAAUUUAAAGUUGCGGUGCGCUCAAAACCUGCUUACUUUUCCAUAAAAAACAUGUAAAACUAGAAAAGCACUUGGAGAGCGCAGACCUCUGCCAAGUGCCAUAUUCCCCCAUAUUGUGAUUUACACCAUACUGUAAAUAUUAGUUCUAGAUCUACAUAUUUAGAUUCCUUGACCAUGAAAACAUAGCAUUAGCUAUUGGAUUCACAAUGAUAUCAAUAUUAGUUCAGUUGUUAUUCACAGAAAGUGCAUUUUCCGUAAUGGCGGUUUUCUUCUGGAUCAAGCUCCAUACUGUAGCUUUUGAAGAUACAACAAAUCUGUUGGCACACUCCAGGUUCCACAGUGUCUUGGCUAUAUGUCAUGGUGUUUGUUGCAUGUUUGCAGCUUCAUUUGGUGUCUUCCUAUGAGGAAAAUUCCAAAGGUCCUCUAUUUUUUCAUAUUCUGGAUCCUUGCAUCCGGAAUGAUUCCAUUAUCUGGAUCAGUCUUUGAUAUUUUGUAGAACCUGUUGGAAACUUGUCCCGUAUUAUUUUUUUUUUUGUGGAGUUAUAUGCACAGAUGCCGAAAAUGGUCCUAUCUCGCAAUGUUAUAGAAUCCUUUAAAAAAAUUUCCUGAAUCCGGACGGUUCAGACCUGUUUCACCCCCGAAAUGUAAUCAGUUCUUCCACAUCCCAUUUCCGACAAUUCCUGAAAAUUUCAUCUAAAUCCAUUCAGAAUCUUUCAAGUUAUUUUGAACACAAACAAACAAAAAAAAAGGUGGAGGUAAAAAUAACUGUGCACGGUUAACUUAAUGAAAAAUAGUGGCAAAUAAAACCUUGCACAUAAUGCAAUAAUACGUUUUUAAGUAAGUAAUAAGUUUUUGCUGGUGUUUAUCUGUUUGUUUGUUUGUGUGAAAAAUAGGACCAUUUUGGGCAUUUGUGCAUAUAACUCUACAAAAAAGGGUCAAAGCACUUGGAAUGUAGGAUUAUUAUUUUGGUGUGAAUCACAAUAUGGGGGGAUCUUGGCGGAGGUCGAGUGCUUUGAAAUAUGUUAGUGAUAACAAUCAUGAUGACUGGACACCACACACGUGAUUUUUAGAUAUAAGUAUUCAUAAUUAAGGCGUUCAAGGUGCUUCCAAACGCUAAUCAACGAGCAUGAUGGCGGCGGACAUGUAAGGUAACAAUUGUUAUUGGACUUCCAAAGUUCCUGUGCUUCGUCAAUGUGAUGCAGGAAUCAUGUGGUAUUACAUAUUUCACGUAACUCAUCACAACCUGUCAAUGGACCAGUGACACACUUUUGAAACCUAACCCACCAGUUGAGAAUCAUUGGUUAAAGCUGCGAUAGCCAUGGUGACAGACUCUUGCUUUUUGUGUGUUCCUGUGUGUGUGUGUGUGUGUGUGUGUUUGCUUGUAGCAAACAAAGACAACACACAAUACCAUGUUGAGAGCGCCUAUCAAUAAAAAGAGAACUGCAGCAUC